Messenger RNA from Lucilia sericata (common green bottle fly), 1106 nucleotides. RefSeq lists its product as uncharacterized. The coding region runs from base 176 to 991 and encodes 271 amino acids. The record is from RefSeq and is a predicted model, not a curated record. The transcript is spliced from 4 exons. NCBI's taxonomy places the organism in Eukaryota, Metazoa, Arthropoda, Insecta, Diptera, Calliphoridae.
CAGCGACGCAUCUACAAACUAAAUGAAAAUGUUGUUGUGUCAACUAAAUGAAAAUAAAAUUGAUUAAACUCUCACAUCAUACAUAUGUGUGUAUGAUGUCAUUAGAAGAGGCAGCAGAGCUUAUAAAGCAUAACGGUUGAAGUAAAGUACAUUUUUUAUUUGGAGAAGAAAGAAAAUGUUUAAAAACUUAUUUUUGCUCUUCGUUAUUGGCUACAGCGAAUAUUGUAAAGCCUACAAUAAUACAACUUAUGAUUUCAAUGGAUUAACAGAACGAAAAUCUCGAGCUAACUUGGUUUCUUUUGAGCCGUUGGGUGAACAUAUACAAGUUGGUUUGGAUUAUCUAAUGCCUUUUAUAAAGGUGCCAAUUGUUAGAAAAGUGGAUAUUUAUGGCAAUGAACCGGCUUUAAUUAAUAUCAAUACCGCAGCCAUAGUAUCCACCGGUCUAUUGGCUACAUCAAGUGCUUUGAUUUCCUUUAUCUUUAGAAGAUAUGUAGUACUGGGAAGAGAAGCAACAUCCUCCGAACAUCGCCGCAGAUCUGAUAAUGAUUUCGAACAGGAAUUGUGGUCCAUUUUAAAUAAUUUCAAAUUGGUUUAUACAAAUUCUUCAGGUUCCCGAGUUGAUACCUCAUUGUCUGGUUUAUUUGAUACGAUUAAUGAAACAUUUCAAAAGAAUGGCAUCGACUUAAGCUCUUGCAUACAAAAAGCCAUUUGCAUACGUCUUCAGUUAUCUGCAGAUCGUGUUAAUGAGGGUAAUUCAUCAGGUGUCGAUAAAAUUAUUGACGGUUUAAUGGGUAUUAAAUGGUUUAGAAGUUUUCUGCGUCACACUACUCUUAAAGAUGUCCUUGAUUUAAAAGAAGUUUCUUCAUUUUCCAAUAAGCAAUACGAUGACAAAUAUCCUAUUUAUUGUGAUAAUAAAUAUCCUCAUUGUAAGUGGUCUGCUCCAGAAGAUAAUAUCGUUGAGCUGGUUUCAACUUAUUUGAAAUUUACGUGAGAACAUUUACAUUAUAGUGUGGGAAGUGUGAGAUUUAUAUAAAAACGUAAUAUCUUAUUUAUUUUGUAUUUAUAAUUUUCAUAAAAAUAGAAAUGCAGCACAUUUUCCUGGUAUA